UCAGUCAACUGUCAAAUCUUGUAAAAAUGUUGGAGUUGAUAAGAAUUAAAUAAAAGAUUUAAAUGUGAUAAACUGAAAAGUAUCAAAAUGCGACCUUUUUCCAAAACAUUUUUAUAUUUAGUGUUUUGUCUGUGCAUUAAUAAUCCCGUUGCAUUUAAUGUAGUGGCGAUGCAAUAACCUCUUGAAAGUAAAAUAUUCUUAUUAAAUGAAAUGUAGAUAAGUGUGUAAUAGUGUAAUUUUGUGUUACAUUUACUUAUUCGAGUGGAAUUGUACAAAACAUGGGAGGAAAAUUGAACUUUGCUAUUUUAGCCGGUUUUUGUGCGUCUGCAGCCAGUUUGUUCGGAAAGUUAUCGGGGUUGCCUACAUUUGAGGGACUUUUUAUUGUAAGAAUUAUAUUUUUUGCACUGAUGAUAAUAUGUAAUGCGGGGGUAUGGACGCUAUUUGUUAAAGCUCUACAAAAUGUUGAAUCAUCUCUUACCGCAACAGUAAUUAGUGCAGCUUCCAAUUAUUGUUUAUCAGUAGGCAUUGACAGGAUUUUUAAUUUUUGGAGAGGUGACCACCCUGCUUUGGUGGUCGGGGAUGUUUUUGAUCAUAUGUGGACUAUUAUUGAUACUGCGGGACCAACCAAAUGAGCAUACAUUAAACAAGUCGAAUUAAUAUUUAAGUUUUCUUAAGAAAUAUGUAGAGUACAAAUGCUACAAAUAAAUAAAUAAGAAUUAA
Messenger RNA from Tribolium madens (black flour beetle), 720 nucleotides. Its product is annotated as transmembrane protein 42. The transcript has 3 exons. Bases 279 to 632 code for a protein of 117 amino acids. Lineage: Eukaryota; Metazoa; Arthropoda; Insecta; Coleoptera; Tenebrionidae. The record is from RefSeq and is a predicted model, not a curated record.